Nothobranchius furzeri (turquoise killifish) is the source of this 2004-nucleotide messenger RNA. Lineage: Eukaryota; Metazoa; Chordata; Actinopteri; Cyprinodontiformes; Nothobranchiidae. The record is from RefSeq and is a predicted model, not a curated record.
GCCGUCCCUACCUGCAAUCAAAAAGCCCCAACUGUUGCAAAAGCACUUUGGGACAAUUUCAUAGUCCACUACGGGAUACCCGAACGACUACAUAGUGAUCAGGGCCCCGAUUUUGAGUCCUGCCUCAUACAAGAGCUUUGUAAACUUAUUGGUACUAGAAAAAUACGGACGACUCCUUAUCACCCCAGAGGGAACCCAGUUGAACGUUUCAAUCGAACGUUACUGAGUAUGCUAGGUACCCUGGAAGAGAAAGACAAGACUCAGUGGCACAACUAUGUUAAACCACUUGUACACGCGUACAACUGUACCAGAAAUGACGCCACUGGUUUUGCUCCAUACGAGCUAAUGUUUGGCCGACAGCCCAGACUACCAGUUGAUUUAGCAUUCGGACUUCCCCUUCACUGUAAAAAUUUCCAGUCACACUCUGAGUAUAUAGAAAAACUCAAAGCAACGUUACAAGAAAGCUACAAGUUAGCAACCAAAAAUGCUCAAAAGAUGGCAGAAAAGAACAAAAUGCGAUACGACACCCGAAUAAAACCCUCUAGGUUAGGACCAGGUGACAGAGUCCUGGUUCGAGCAGUUCGUCUCAGAGGUAAGCACAAACUAGCCGACAGGUGGGAGGCUGACAUUUAUGUGGUGCUGCACCAAGCAGGUGACUUGCCUGUUUACACUAUAAAGCCUGAAGCUAAAGAAGGCCCAGUUCGUACUGUCCACCGCGAUCUCUUACUCCCUUGUGGGUUUCUUGCCCCUGUCAAGGAAGACCUUGUUCGACCCAGUUGCAUUGGCAAACCAAGAACCAGGCAGUCCCGUAGUUUACCUGCUGACAGUGAGAACUUAGAAUCAGAGGGUGAGGAUGUCUACUGGUUCAGAAAGGAACCUGACCAAGAGCCCAUAACUUUUACUGAGGUUCUAGAGAUUCCUUGGCCAAGUAAGUGCCUGGAACGGCAGAAUUUGGUAGAAUCUCAAAUAACUGAACAAAACUUACCUGAAUGCGAAAUGCAUACUCACCCUGGUAAUUUACCAGCAAGGGAAAUGAGUACUGAACCUGGCGAUUUACCUGAUUGUCAAAUGAAAACUCAACCUGAAAACUUACCUGAAUGUGGAGCCAUAACGGAUGAAGGAAGCCUAGAAGGAAGCAAAACAGAUGUGGAAUCUGUAAAUGAUGAACUUAAGACGAAAACCAAAAAUAACUUACCUGAAGGACCUACCUGCAGUGAACCUGAAGGAGGAGGAGGACUAGAUGAUGAAAUAGGAAAUCGGUUAGAUACUGCGAGCGAAACCCCAAAGACUUUGAGACGCUCAGAAAGAGCAACAACUCAACCUAAUAGGCUACAAUACAGUAGAUUGGGAAGCCCUCUUGUAUCUAUCGCACAGUCCUUGUUUCAAGGAUUGAACUUAGCUUUCACAAGUGCAUUAACUGAAGCAAAUUCAAGCAUUACACCUUCAAACACUAGCACACCGAUAAUUGAGGUCUAGCGAUUCUAUGCAAAGGGACUUGCAUAAUUCUAGAGGGGACAGUGUAACCCGGUGUAAAACCCAGAUUACGAUAGUAACAUCAUUACACAAUUAGAAUGAAUAAUGAAAUAUAAAUGGAAAUUUACAAAACAGUUAAAACAGGAUAAAAGACCAAAUAAGAUAAAUAGAAAUCUAAACAUUCAUACAUUCAUAGUUUAAAAAAAAGAAAGAAAAUACAAACUUGUUGAAAAUAGUCAAAUAAGAAAAGCUAAAAUCGAGUAAAUAGAAAGUUCCAGUAAAAUUCAGGUAGCAACUGACUAACCAAUCACGUGGCUAGCCAGCUAUUGCAUUAGCCAAUAGAAUUUAGCACUUUCUGCUGCUCGCUACGCAGCUUUCACUUGCCUUCAGACGCGCUGAGACGCUGACGAGGAAGCACUUGCCGUGAAGAGCAAACUAGGAUGCACUAGCAGCCGUUACUUGAAAAACAAUUACUCCAAGUUCGAGAUACAGAGGUCCGAAGACCGUGAUUUGCCGUUACCCUUGGGAAAC